Molecule: messenger RNA, 5020 nt
Organism: Silurus meridionalis
Lineage: Eukaryota; Metazoa; Chordata; Actinopteri; Siluriformes; Siluridae
Gene: nhsa
Product: Nance-Horan syndrome a (congenital cataracts and dental anomalies)
Biological process (GO): lens development in camera-type eye; cell differentiation
Source: RefSeq, a predicted model, not a curated record
UGUGUGUGUGUGUGUGUGUGUGUCGCACUCGCCAGUCCACGGAGUCUCGGCAGGCGCGAGCGCGGCGCUCCGGUGCGACCAGGAUGGAGCCCGAGCCGCGAGCGCGCUUCGAGCCUCCGGAAUAAAUUAAUUACAAUCAGAAUUAAUAUAUUUUUAAGUCACAGGAUUUUUUUUUUCACAGCAAAGAAUUUACUUUUUGGGGAUUUUUAUAUAUUUAAAUAAAUAUUUCAGUAGUUGGGGUGGAGCAUGCCCUUUGCCAAGCGGACAGUGGAGCCGCAGCGGCUGUGCAGGAGCGCGGACACGGGGCAGGAGGUCUCCCCGCUGCUGGAUGACCUGUGCGCGGUCAGUAACGCCGCUCUGUCCCGCACCGUGCGCCAGCUGUCGGACGUGGCGCGGCACGCGGGUUCGCUCUUCCACGAGCUGGAGCGCGAGCUGGCUGUGACCGACCGGCGGCUCCGGGACCUGCGGGAGAAGGUGCGCCGCGUGGAGCGGAGCACCGAGGAGCUGGACCACAAGCAGGAGACAGUGCCUGUUUCGAGUUUGGAUGUUGAGAGUAAACUCAGUGAACAUUUCCAGUCGGCUUGGCAGUUGCACAGAAACGUCUUCAUCCCGUCGAGUCGGCCGCCGUGUGUCGAGGAGCUUCACCACAACACCAAACAGAGCCUGAGAGCUCUACACCGAGACCAGCAGCAAAGAAAGGAAGUCAGUGAGCGAGAGCGAAGGAUGACCCUCUUGAUAGCCACACCCACACUCACAUCCCCCUCCCAUCACACACUUCACACGUUUGAAAGCAUCCGAUCCUCCUCCCCUACUGAAUGCUGUCACUUCUCUAGCUGGAGCAGACAGGUGAGCUCGGAUGCUGAUUCCGUGUCUUUAGGAAACAGAUCUCGGAUCCCGAUUCCCAACGUUCCGUCUCCACUGGACACUCAGACCAACUGGAGCGUCGCUCUGCCAUUACCGACUCCGGAGGACCAGAUGAAGAGCCAAUCACAGGCCGUCGUGUCCUGCGUGAUUCCCAUUGACGUCACAGGGGCUGGGUUCGACAGAGAUGCCAGUGUUCGCUGCUCACUAGCCUACUCACAGUCAGUGCUACAGAGGAGACGGAAGCUGAGAAGACGGAAAACGAUCACGGGCUUUCCCAGACAAGUCCAUCAAGACUUAGACUCUGAUGAUUCUCCUGUGGCCAGUGAGCAGGCCGUGGUAGUGCACUCCAGCACUGAAGCUUGCAAGGAGGACCUCGCACUCGCCCAUCUCAGCACCAGAGACUCCGGCUGCCAGACGGAAGACUUCCUGAUCGCUGUUGUUGCACCAUCUCGUAGACGGAUUAGAGCUCAGAGGGGUCAGAGUGCGACUUUCCCGAUUUCUCAUUCCACAGGAAACAUACCGUCCCUGCCAGACGGUUCGGAUACCAUGUUUAGCGCCUCUAUCGACUCCCAGUUACGCUCACGUAGCCUUCCUCGAGAAGGCAUCCGAAUAAUCGACAAGUUGCGAAUCGAUUGCGAUGAUGAAGAAGAUGGAGAUCUUUCACCAUUUGAAGAAGAAGAAUUCCUUCUGGUACCAGUAGAAGACACACUAAAGGAUGAGGAGGAGAGUACUGAGCAGGUGCAGCCUGAGAGGCAGCUAGAUAGCUUCAACCAGCAUCCCGAGAGCCCAGAGCACAUGUGGAUGCAGAGAGGUCGGUCCCGUUUAUCUUGUAAAACUGAUGAGAUCUCAUCCAGUUCGGACACCUUCAGUAGCCCUCUUCACUCUAACACUGGAGCUUUGGGAAGCCAGAUGGACCACAAAGAAGACCACCAGUCUUCCAGCGGAAACUGGAGUGGCAGUAGUUCAACGUGCCCUUCGCAGACAUCAGAGACGAUUCAUCCUGCUUCCUCACCACCACUCACACACUGUGACUCUGAGCUGUCUCUAAACACAGCUCUUCACAUUUCUGAGGACUCUCCUGAGCCAUACUCUGUUCAGGAUCACCGAUCAGAAUCGUUUGCUUCCACUACAACUGACAUGCUUGAUGAGGUCGGAGUUGGCACGGGAAGCGAAGCUGACUGGAGCUAUCCUCAACGCAGUCACAACAGGUUCAGCCCUGAUCACUCUAGGGGAAGGGAGAGCAGCCUAGAGUGCCCAAGCUUUGUUAGCAUAGCCACGAUCGAGAGCUUAGAUAAGCCUUCCUCUGACAAGGCUGACACCAUGUCGCACUUCUCUGUGGACGCAGAGGGCUACUACACCUCCAUGCACUUUGACUGUGGUCUUAAAAGUACAAAAAGUUUCACACACAACUAUGCAUCUGUCGACCAGCAAAAGGAAGAGUACAGCGGUCAUACAUCAAUUGGGAGAUGCAAUCUUUCUCUGAAGAAGCCAAAGAUCAAGCCAUCGCCUCCACAACGCUGCUCUUCGUUAAAGAAAAUUAGCAGCCAUGCCGAAUUAGCUUCUGUAACGAGUGAACCAAAGAUAACACUAGAGCAGGACAUAACGAAGUCUUCCAAGGACAGGAAUUCACCAAUUUUGCCUUGUGACCAGCGAGAGGAUGAGGUGCUCACAAAGGCCUGGGGUGGACAGAUUUCUAAUCAGAUUCCAGGUGUGGCUCUGCUUGGUUCUACAGACAAACAGUCCUUAAUAAAGAAUGAAGAAACUGUGCAGUCAGACUUCGCAGAACUCUGGCUUGUGAAUGACCUGAAGUCCAACGAUAAUUACAGAUCUUUGUCAAACUCCUGCACCCCUAUCGGGACAACGGUCAUUGAAUCUGUGAAGUCACAAGAGAGCUCAGAGUCUCAGUCUGGCUCGAGGGCUACCACUCCAUCACUGCCUUCUGUGGAAGCUGAUUUUAGACUGCUCUCCCCAGAGAAGCUGGUAAACCUAGCGUCUCCUUCCAGUGGCUAUUCGAGCCAGUCUGAGACACCAACAUCUUCAUCUGCCUUUUUUCCAAACCCCAAUCCUUUGUCUCCCAUUGGUGGAAAGAGGAAACCAAAGGUCCCAGAAAGGAAGUCAUCCCUCACUUCGCUGCAGAAGUGCACACCCGAAAAGGAUCUCGAGCUACCCAUUAUACCUCCCACCCACCUUGACCUAAGUGCUCUUCACAGUGGCAAAAAGCCUUUAUCACACAGAAACCAUAUCCAUGUUCUUAACAAUAGCAAACACAAAGUGGCUAUAAGCACAACUGAAAAUGUUGAACCUAGCAGCACCAGUCCUUUGGAAAUCACCCCUAUGAUGCUUCAUUCUGUCCAGCUACAUUCGGUUGGCAAACUUGGCGAAGAAAACCAUGAUCUUACUUCGACAGAUGCCUCCACUAGACCCAAGAGGCCCACUAUGAGCAUGCUCAAUGAGACCAGGAAGCCUCCACCUUAUAGACCACUCACCACUGAAUCCCUCACACAAGAUAACGGUGAAUUCAUGUUUACUCCUAAAGAUGGACCAGAAUUUGGAAGUCUGCCAAAGAUUUCCUUUACAAAAAACAGAUUUGACAGGAUUGCCCCAGCACCAUUUUGGAGCAUGACUGCCUUCAACAAAAUAUCUGAGCAAGCGAACCAGGAUGACAUGAUGGUCGACAUAUCAGAGAGUCCAAAGGUACCUUCUGAACCAGAGAACGUUCUCCUCAAAGCAGUAUGGAAAAAGCAGGACCAGGAAGUAAGGCUUGAAUUAACUGAAGAAACGACAAAAACAGAACUACCACCGGGCCAUGAUGGUUCACUCUGUACAAGAUCUGAGAAAUUUGACCAAGUGCCUGAUUUAAUUCUUCACUCAUCGCUGGACUCAUCAGAGAUUAGGGAUAUAAGCAAUCCUAAAGAGGAAUCAGAGUCAUCAGGUGGUCCAACCAGAAGUGCCUCACAGGAGACCAUGGGGGAAGUGUCUACACCUGAUACAGAGGAUUACUUUAGCAAAGAAUCCACACCUAGUGAACCUGUAGAAUCUCCUUUGACGGAUGAAUUAGCACCUGAAGAAGACAGCGUUUUCCUUUCUCCUUCUAAAGCUCGUACAACCGAUGAUCUCUUCGCCAUGAUUCACAGGUCUAAAAGGAAAGUCCUCGGGCGAAAGGAAUCUAAAGGAGACACGGCCAUUCUGAGUUCUCUGAGUGCUUCCAUUGCCACCUCUCCUGUCACCUCCCCGAGUUCCCCUCUAACGCCAACAAGCUCCCAACGAGCAUCGAGCCAAAUCUACAGGAGCGUCAAAAAGUCCAACACCUCCAACGAGGAAUUCAAAAAGCUCCUCCUUAAAAGGGGAAGUCGCUCCGAAUCAAGCUUUCGCAUAUCAGCUACUGAGAUCCUAAAAAGUCCAGUCACAUCAAGAACUUACAGUGAACCCCUUUCAGAAGGUACGAAACUCCCGGAAGGCUUUCCGUCGCCGUUUCAGCCGCAGUCUCCAGAGGAAACAUCUGAGGUCCUUCACAGCCCCUACCCGAAAGCCAACGUGGAGGGGUUCUCCACAAAAGUAUUUAGUUCUUCCAGACAAGGUCGUUCAAGGUUACCACCAGCUGCAAACAGCAGUCGUUACAGCACACGCAGCCGGUUUUACACCAGUCCCAUGCAGGCUAUUUCUGAAGGGGAAACGGAAAACUCAGAUGGAAGUCCACAUGAUGAUCGUUCUUCCUAAACGAAAAACAAAACUACUAAUGCUGGUUGUUUUUUGUGUUUCAUUUGUUUUAAACAAAAUGAAGCCUGUGCUGAGUUACUGCCCUUUUCCAAGGUAAAAAAAAAGGUGUACAGCUCAUGAAAUUGUUGAGGUAUAUGCAGCAUUGUGCGGGAAAUUUUAUGCUAAUUUAAUAAUUGCAUUUUUUAUGGGCAUUAACUGUGAAAUAAGCGAAAAACUGUCAGCAGGAGAGAAACCUAGGACAAUCAGAUAGUGGCCUUUUACACUGUUGUAGCAACAAGUAGUAUUUCCGCACAAACUGUUUUUAAAAUGAUCACAUGACUUUAGCUGGAUGUGACGUCAUUUGGCAAAAAGAAAAACGUCGAAACCUUUCGCAGGUUUAUUGUUGCUGUGUGUUUUGCACUUCUUUCAAAUUAAAUCACCGAAAAACAAAUAUGCAAAA